This is a messenger RNA of Eucalyptus grandis, 1090 nucleotides long. RefSeq names its product 7-methyl-GTP pyrophosphatase. Bases 131 to 826 code for a protein of 231 amino acids. The record is from RefSeq and is a predicted model, not a curated record. The transcript has 10 exons. Lineage: Eukaryota; Viridiplantae; Streptophyta; Magnoliopsida; Myrtales; Myrtaceae. Gene Ontology annotation, molecular function: nucleoside triphosphate diphosphatase activity.
CGGUUCAGCAAUGGCUUGAACCGAAGCUACAUCAGUCCCUACGAUGUCGUUUGGCCCGAAGCAAAUAAAACAUCAGAUCACCAGCAAACCCAACAAAAUCGGAGGUACCAAUUUCUCGCCGCCGUGAGAGAUGGAAGCGGCUUGCUCUCCCUUCAAGAUAAUCUUGGGCUCUUCUUCGAUAGCCCGGAGGAAAAUAUUGGCUGAAAUGGGGUAUGAAUUCACCAUCAUGACUGCAGAUAUUGAUGAGAAAUCAAUCCGGAAGGAUAAGCCGGAGGAGUUGGUGAUGGCUCUGGCCGAGGCUAAGGCCAAUGCUAUCACAUCCAAAGUACAACAGAUAAAUAGCCAAGAGAAGGAUUCUGAACCAAUAAUUUUGAUUGCAGCAGACACAGCAGAGGCCAUCUCUCAGAAGAUACCUCUUGGUGACUACAUUAAGGAUGCUGAUCCCACAUUACUUAUAACUUCAGAUCAAGUGGUUGUCUAUGGAGAUGCUGUUAGGGAAAAACCAUCCAGUAAGGAAGAAGCACGAGAAUUUUUGAAAGGAUAUUCUGGUGGACAUGCUGCAACUGUUGGAUCUGUUCUUGUUUUGAAUCUCAAAACUGGAAGUAGAAAAGGAGAAUGGGAUCGUGUGGAGAUCUUCUUUCAUGAAAUACCAGAUGAGAUCAUUGAGAAAAUGGUAGAGGAAGGAAUUGUGCUUAAUGUUGCUGGGGGACUAAUUAUUGAACAUCCAUUGAUAUUGCCUUACGUGAAGCAAGUGGUAGGAACAACUGAUAGCGUCAUGGGACUCCCCAAAGCUCUCACCGAGAAACUCAUUAAGGAAGUGUUGUGAAUCCGAUCACAACACUUUCUAUUGACCUUCCUUAUAUUGAUGUUUCCUUAAAGAUGCUACUGUUGGUCUCUUAUGAGAAUGGUUGUCAGCUCAAUUACCUAAAAGGCUAAAACUACAUUGCACCAACUCCAACUUUAAACUUGGUGGUUUGCUUUCCUUGCUUUUUGGUUUCUCUUAUGUUGGAAGACACUGUUACCUCGCCACAUUCUUCAGUUAUAUGUAGAAUAUGAUAUUGAGACACAUCCUAAUCAUUUUCUAGCUCUA